This is a messenger RNA of Talpa occidentalis (Iberian mole), 1958 nucleotides long. RefSeq names its product small nuclear ribonucleoprotein U1 subunit 70 (gene SNRNP70). Gene Ontology annotation, molecular function: U1 snRNA binding; mRNA binding. Gene Ontology annotation, biological process: mRNA splicing, via spliceosome. NCBI's taxonomy places the organism in Eukaryota, Metazoa, Chordata, Mammalia, Eulipotyphla, Talpidae. Gene Ontology annotation, cellular component: U2-type prespliceosome; U1 snRNP; precatalytic spliceosome. The record is from RefSeq and is a predicted model, not a curated record. The coding region runs from base 336 to 1691 and encodes 451 amino acids. The transcript is spliced from 10 exons.
CUCGUCUCUUCCCGGCGCCGGGCCCCUUGCCCGCGCCCCGCUAAGGCACCUCUCGGCACCCCUUAGCCAGUGUUUUCUAGGCACUCAGGACCUCUUUCAUAGCCCUCCCCCCAACUUGGUCCCCCCUACCCACAGGCCUUUGCGGUGUUGCCUUUUUCUUCCUCACCUCCGCGGCGGCCUGGACCCUUACCCACAAUUCCGUUCGCCUUUGGGGGACCUGGAUCUUUUACCCAUAAGCCCCUGGCUGGAGGGGCUGCUGCACAGGACCCUUUUGCCAUUGAUCGGCGGCUUCUUGCCGCCCUCACCCUGUAACCUGUUUUCUGAGACUUGACAAGAUGACACAGUUUCUGCCACCCAACCUUCUGGCCCUCUUUGCCCCCCGUGACCCCAUCCCAUACCUACCACCCCUGGAGAAACUGCCACAUGAGAAACACCACAAUCAACCUUACUGUGGCAUUGCGCCCUACAUCCGGGAGUUUGAGGACCCUCGAGAUGCCCCUCCCCCAACUCGAGCAGAAACCCGGGAGGAACGCAUGGAGAGGAAGAGACGGGAAAAGAUUGAGCGGCGACAGCAGGAAGUGGAGACAGAGCUUAAAAUGUGGGACCCUCACAAUGAUCCCAAUGCUCAAGGGGAUGCCUUCAAGACUCUCUUUGUGGCUAGAGUGAACUACGACACAACAGAAUCCAAGCUCCGGAGAGAGUUUGAGGUGUACGGACCCAUCAAAAGAAUCCACAUGGUCUACAGUAAGCGGUCGGGGAAGCCCCGCGGCUACGCCUUCAUCGAGUACGAACACGAGCGAGACAUGCACUCCGCUUACAAACACGCAGACGGCAAGAAGAUUGAUGGCAGAAGAGUCCUUGUGGACGUGGAGAGGGGCCGAACUGUGAAGGGCUGGAGGCCCCGGCGGCUAGGAGGUGGCCUCGGAGGCACCAGGAGGGGCGGGGCUGACGUGAACAUCCGGCACUCGGGCCGGGACGACACGUCCCGCUAUGACGAGAGGCCGGGCCCCUCCCCGCUUCCCCACAGGGACCGGGACCGGGACCGCGAGCGGGAGCGCCGGGAACGAAGCCGCGAGCGCGACAAGGAGCGAGAACGGCGACGCUCCCGCUCUCGGGACCGGCGGCGGCGCUCCAGGAGUCGAGACAAGGAGGAGCGGAGGCGCUCCAGGGAGAGGAGCAAGGACAAGGACCGGGACCGCAAGCGGCGAAGCAGCAGGAGCCGGGAGCGGGCGCGGCGGGAGCGAGAGCGCAAGGAGGAGCUGCGAGGUGGCGGCGGCGGCGGUGGUGGUGGUGGUGGCGGCGGCGGCGGUGGCGGCGACAUGGCGGAGCCCUCUGAGGCUGGUGACGCGCCUCCUGACGACGGGCCUCCUGGGGAGCUGGGCCCUGACGGCCCUGAUGGUCCAGAGGAGAAGGGUCGGGAUCGCGACCGGGAUCGACGUCGGAGCCACCGCAGCGAGCGGGAGCGGCGCCGGGACCGGGACCGGGACCGGGAUCGAGAGCACAAGCGGGGGGAGCGGGGUGGUGAGCGGGGCAGGGAUGAGGCCCGAGGUGGGGGCGGCGGCGGCGGCGGCCAGGACAACGGGCUGGAGGGUCUGGGCAACGACAGCCGAGACAUGUACAUGGAGUCCGAGGGAGGCGACGGGUAUCUGGCUCCAGAGAACGGGUACUUGAUGGAGGCCGCGCCAGAGUGAAGACGGCGUCUCACCUGUCACCUGUUUGUUUGGACGUGUCCCUCCCCGCCCCAUUGCUGUCAUCCUCUUCCCUCAGUCUUGGCCUUCUGAGUUCGCCAGCCAAGGGUAGGAGUCUCCUUACUUGUUCUGGUCCCUUGGAUUUAAAAAUAAAAUUAAUUUCCUGUUGAUAAAGGGCCCCUUGGUUUCUUCACUGCCCCGUGUCUUCUCUCCCAAGAUUGUCUGUCACCAGCCCUACUCUGGCUUGUUUUCCAGGGCCUGCCUUGAACU